GAUACUGAAGGCGAACUUAGAAUUGAACUUAAGAAAGAUACAGAAAAUGAACCUGAUAUUAAACUUGACGAGGACAUUGAUAUUGAACUUGACAAGGACGUUGAUAUUAAUGGUGAACCAUAUAAUGACAAGUGCAUCUCUAAUGAUACUGAUAAUAAUCAACUUGAACAUUAUGCAUGUCAAAAUAAUUUUGUGAUUAGAAAGAAGUGGGUAGAUAAUAGCUGUGAUCUAUGCCAACGUACCUGGGACUGUGAACGAUCUGAUAAAUAUGGGCCUGAUAAUGAAACUAUAAUUAAGUUGACGUCAAUGCAUCUUGAACACAAGGGUGGUGAUGCUGCAAAUCUUUUACAGUACUUUGAAAAAGAGCAUGCCAAGAACCCCGAUUGGUAUGUUCAAUCAUGGAUUGAUCCAGAAACAAAUAGAUUACAGGAUAUCAUUUUAAAUGAUAAUACAGCAGCAACUAAUACCUAUAAUUUGCCAUUAAGCAUUUUUGCUAUUGUAGACAAUAAUUUUAGAUCACAGAUCAUUGCACAGGCUAUAUUGCCUGAUGAAACAAGUGAAAAUCUUGAAAGUGUUGUUCCUGAAAUAUACACUAAUACCUACCUUCUUCAUUAUGUUUGGCACAUUGGCCAUAAUCUUGAAAAGCAGCUUGCAAAGCUUCUUGGUGACU
Messenger RNA from Racocetra fulgida, 670 nucleotides. The record is from the annotation of a GenBank genome assembly. NCBI's taxonomy places the organism in Eukaryota, Fungi, Glomeromycota, Glomeromycetes, Diversisporales, Gigasporaceae.